Molecule: messenger RNA, 463 nt
Organism: Paramuricea clavata
Lineage: Eukaryota; Metazoa; Cnidaria; Anthozoa; Malacalcyonacea; Plexauridae
Source: the annotation of a GenBank genome assembly
AUGGUAGAGUACCAGUUUGAUAAAAAAUCUCAUCCUUUUACAAUAACAUCUCAUGGCAAUCAGAAAAAAGCUAAUACUUGUUCUUCCUACAGAAGAACCCAACCAAGUACGCUUAAUAAACUUAAGGCAGAACUUGUUACAUCUCAUCCAAGGAAAGCGACAGAUUCUGUGUCAGAACAAGUUGGAGGCAUUAUUCACGGCAGAAGUGCAAGUGCGUGGCCAAGAAAUGUAACCCAAGCUUACAACCUGAACAAUACAUCAUCUAAAACACCUGUAGUAAGCAUAAACCAUCGUAGCGAUGAUCCGUACUUGUCAUUGGUAAUGUUGUGCAAAGAGCAAGAGAAAGAUGGAAAGACAGCUUACGUUAGAAAAGUAAUUUGUGCACCUGAACCUAUCGUCCUGUUGAUGAAAGAUGAACAGCUGGACGACAUCGCUAAAUUUUGUACCAACAAAGCUCACUUUG